UAUGGGGAAUCUUGCAUUGUGUGGACCUUCUCAAUUGCAAGUUCCACCAUGCAAAAAAAGCACUCAUCGAAAAUCAAGGGCUAAAAAGGUUUUCCUGUCGAUUCUUUUGCCAACAUGCAUUGCAAUCUCAUUAGUUGUCCUAGUUCCUAUGUCUUUGUUUAUCUGGAAAAGGAGAACAAGGCCAACUACCAAUGUCGAUUUUUGUCCUGGAGGAACAUGGAGAAAAAUUUCUUACCAGGAACUUGUGAGAGCAACAAAUGGAUUCAAUGAGAACAACUUGCUUGGGAAAGGAAGUUACAGUUCAGUUUACAAAGGAAGAUUAGAUGACGGAAUGGAGGUUGUAGCAAAAGUAUUUCUUUUGGAUUUUGAAGGAGCUCUUACAAGUUUUGAAACUGAAUGUGAAGUGAUAAGAGGUGUUCGUCAUCGAAAUCUUGUCAAAAUCAUCAGUAGUUGUUCAAAUGAUGACUUUAAAUCUUUGAUACUUGAAUACAUGCCUAAUGGGAGCUUGGAGAAAUUGAUGUUCUAUGAGAAGAAUGUUUUGGACAUUUCUCAUAGAUUGAAUAUAAUGAUCGAUGUUGCUUCAGCUUUGGAAUAUCUCCACUUUGGCUAUUCAAUCCCAAUCAUUCAUUGUGACGUAAAGCCAAACAAUGUCCUACUAGACGAACAUAUGGUUGCACAUUUGAGUGAUUUUGGCAAUGCAAAGCUCUUAGGUGAAGAAAACUCCAUGACACAAACAAAGACCCUUGCCACCAUUGGUUAUAUGGCACCAGAAUAUGGGAGAGAAGGAAAGAUAUCUAGACAAGGAGAUGUGUACAGCUAUGGUGUCAUGCUAAUGGAAACAUUUACCAAGAAGAAGCCAACAAAUGAAAUGUUUAUAGAAGAAAUGAGCUCAAGGAGGUGGGUUAGUGAAUCAUUAUGCAGCACAGUGAUGCAAGUCGUGGACACAGACUUGCUUAGAAGGGAUGAUGAACAUUUCUUAAGCAAGGAAGAAUGUGUGUCAUCUAUCUUAAGCUUGGCUAUGGAGUGUACAAGAGAAUCACCUCUGAACAGGAUCACCAUGAAAGAAGUAGUGACAAGACUCAUCAAAAUCAAAGCCCAACUUGCAGAAAUCGAAACAAGAAAAGAUAGAAAUGGAAGAACUGGCUAGCCAACAUCCUUUCAAUGAGACAGCCUGACUUUGGCAACCUUCUACCUCUGCCAUGAGUUUGAUGGCAAGUAUAUGCAUGUUAUAAGGUCAACUUUGAUUAAAAACAAGUUCUUGUAAUGAAUUUUUAAAUUUGAUGGAUCUUAGUAAUGAUAAAGUAUAGGGGUUUUGAAA
Messenger RNA from Mangifera indica (mango), 1318 nucleotides. RefSeq names its product probable LRR receptor-like serine/threonine-protein kinase At3g47570. NCBI's taxonomy places the organism in Eukaryota, Viridiplantae, Streptophyta, Magnoliopsida, Sapindales, Anacardiaceae. The record is from RefSeq and is a predicted model, not a curated record. Bases 2 to 1147 code for a protein of 381 amino acids. Gene Ontology annotation, biological process: protein phosphorylation. The transcript is spliced from 3 exons. Gene Ontology annotation, molecular function: protein kinase activity; ATP binding.